This is a messenger RNA of Fraxinus pennsylvanica, 2025 nucleotides long. Lineage: Eukaryota; Viridiplantae; Streptophyta; Magnoliopsida; Lamiales; Oleaceae. The record is from the annotation of a GenBank genome assembly.
AUGCAGAUUAGCCGCAGUCCAGCCAUGAGGGAUUUGGAAAACGAGUCGAAGGAGAUUGAGAGAGUGGAAAAGGAGGAGCUGCAGGAAGAAGUUGAGGAGGAUACAAAAAUACUUCAGCCAUGGACGAAGCAGAUUACAAUACGUGCAGUAAUUGCAAGCAUAUUAAUUGGAUCGAUGUUUAGUGUGAUAGCGAUGAAGCUGAAUCUUACAACGGGGAUUACUCCAAACCUCAAUGUUUCUGCUGCGCUUCUUGCAUUCGUGUUUGUUCGAACAUGGAAAAAGUUACUUCAGAAGACAGGAAUUGUCUCGAUUCCUUUCACAAAGCAGGAGAAUACUAUGAUACAAACUUGUGCUGUUGCAUGUUACAGUAUUGCAGUUGGAGGAGGAUUUGGAUCUUAUCUACUGGGACUGAACAAGAAAACAUUUGAGCAGUCUGGUGGCUUUAGUACUGUAGGUAAUUCUCCAAGCAGUAUCAAGGAACCUGGGCUUGGUUGGAUGACUGGCUUCCUCUUCUUAGUUUGUUUUAUCGGCCUUUUCGUGUUGAUUCCUCUUCGAAAGAUCUUGAUUAUCGACUACAAGUUGACCUUUCCAAGUGGGAUGGCAACUGCAGUUCUAAUCAAUGGAUUCCAUUCCAGAGGUGACAAAAUGGCCAAAAAGCAAGUACGAGGUUUCUUGAAGUGUCUAUCGUUCAGUUUUUUCUGGGGUUUUUUCCAGUGGUUUUACAAAGCAAAAGACGAUUGUGGGUUUUCACAGUUUCCUACAUUUGGACUCAAAGCUUGGAAGCAAACGUUUUACUUUGAUUUUAGCACAACUUACAUUGGAACUGGAAUGAUUUGUUCCCACAUUGUAAAUUUGUCUUUGCUUCUUGGAGCUGUGCUUUCAUAUGGCAUGAUGUGGCCACUCAUAGGAAAUCUUAAAGGAGAAUGGUUUCCAGCAGAUCUGCCCGAAAGCAGCAUGAAGAGUCUUAAUGGUUACAAGGUAUUUAUCUCCAUUGCUCUCCUUCUAGGAGAUGGACUCUAUAAUUUCAUCAAGAUCUUACGUGUCACCCUCAUUAAUGUUCAUGGAAGGUUAAAAAGCAGAAAUCCCGACUCAGCCGUUGCCAGAGUUAGUCAGGACAAGACUCUCAACGAUCUCAAACAAGAUGAAGUUUUCCUUCGAGAAAGUAUUCCCAUGUGGGUAGGGGCUGCUGGUUACAUAACCUUGGCCCUGAUAUCAGUGAUUGCAAUUCCAUUCAUAUUUUCAGAGCUCAAAUGGUACUAUGUUCUUGUAGCCUACAUUUUUGCACCAUCUUUAGCCUUCUGCAAUGCAUAUGGAGCUGGUUUAACAGAUAUAAACAUGUCCUACAAUUAUGGAAAAGUGGGCCUUUUUGUAAUCUCUGCAGUGGCUGGGAAAGACCAUGGUUUGGUAGCAGGAAUGGCAGGUUGUGGGCUAGUCAAGUCCAUUAUUUCAGUUUCUUGCAUUUUAAUGCAAGAUUUCAAAACAGGCCAUUUGACUCUAACAUCACCUAAGGCAAUGCUAUUAAGCCAGACACUUGGGACAUUUUUGGGUUGUUUAGUUUCACCCUUAAGUUUCUUGUUAUUCUAUAAGGCAUUUGAUAUUGGGAACCCUAAUGGAGAAUACAAGGCCCCAUAUGCUAUAAUUUACAGAAACUUGGCAAUUCUUGGAGUACAAGGAUUUUCUGCUUUGCCAAAGCAUUGUUUGCAACUCUGUUAUGGGUUUUUCGCAUUCGCAGUUGGGAUUAAUUUGGUUAAAGAUUUUACUCCAAAGAGAAUUGGAAAAUGGAUGCCGCUUCCCACAGCAAUGGCAGUACCUUUUCUAAUUGGAGGGUAUUUUGCUAUUGAUAUGUGUGUAGGUACUCUGAUUGUGUUUUUGUGGCAUAGAAUUAACUCUAAGAAGGCAGAGUUGAUGGUUCCUGCUGUGGCUUCUGGUUUAAUAUGUGGGGAUGGUCUCUGGAUAGUGCCUUCAUCUGUUCUUGCUUUGGCAAAAAUAUACCCCCCAAUUUGUAUGAAAUUCUUGCCUGCCUAG